AUGACUGAGUACAAACUGGUGGUGGUUGGAGCAGGUGGUGUCGGGAAAAGUGCACUGACAAUCCAGCUAAUCCAGAACCACUUUGUAGAUGAAUAUGAUCCCACCAUAGAGGAUUCCUACCGAAAACAGGUGGUUAUAGAUGGUGAGACCUGUCUGUUGGACAUACUGGAUACAGCUGGACAAGAGGAGUACAGUGCCAUGAGAGACCAGUACAUGAGGACAGGCGAAGGCUUCCUUUGUGUGUUUGCCAUCAAUAACAGCAAAUCAUUUGCAGACAUUAACCUCUACAGGGAACAGAUUAAGCGCGUAAAGGACUCAGAUGAUGUACCUAUGGUGCUAGUAGGAAACAAGUGUGAUUUGCCAACAAGGACAGUUGACACAAAACAAGCCCAUGAACUGGCCAAAAGUUAUGGGAUUCCAUUCAUUGAAACCUCAGCCAAGACCAGACAGGGUGUUGAAGAUGCCUUUUACACACUGGUAAGAGAAAUACGUCAGUACCGAAUGAAAAAACUGAACAGCAGUGAUGAUGGCACUCAAGGUUGUAUGGGGUUGCCGUGUGUGGUAAUGUAA
Rangifer tarandus platyrhynchus (Svalbard reindeer) is the source of this 570-nucleotide messenger RNA. Lineage: Eukaryota; Metazoa; Chordata; Mammalia; Artiodactyla; Cervidae. The record is from the annotation of a GenBank genome assembly.